Molecule: messenger RNA, 1330 nt
Organism: Drosophila rhopaloa
Lineage: Eukaryota; Metazoa; Arthropoda; Insecta; Diptera; Drosophilidae
Gene: Sps2
Product: selenide, water dikinase 2
Exons: 4
Biological process (GO): L-selenocysteine biosynthetic process
Cellular component (GO): cytoplasm
Molecular function (GO): selenide, water dikinase activity; ATP binding
Source: RefSeq, a predicted model, not a curated record
UCCAUCACUAAACUGAAACACGAGCUAUUUGUUUUAUUUUAUUAUUCGACACUUUUUUUAAGUCCAGUGCAUAAUUUUUUUAAAAAUUUGCACACAAUGUUCCGACCCGAGAAACAUGGGCUUGAGUCCGACUUUCAGUUAACGAAAUUUACCACCCACACUGGAUGAAGUUGCAAAAUCCCCCAAAAAGUACUUGAGAAGUACCUAAGGGGAACCGAAAUAGUAAAUAAGAACAAUGAUGGAUACCUUAUCGGAUCUGGAAUGGACUGUGCUGUUAUACCGCUGAACCGGCACAAAGAUUACUUACUUGUUCAAACCGUUGACUUCUUUUAUCCUAUGGUGAAUGAUCCGGAAUUAUUGGGACGCAUUGCACUUGCUAAUGUCUUGAGCGAUGUUUAUGCGGUUGGGGUGACGGAUUUUGAUUCAGUGGAAAUAAUCGUCAGUACAUCGACAAGCUUCACUGAAAAAGAACGAGACGUUGUCAUUUCACUAAUCUUAAAGGGUUUCCAAAACUCUUUGCAAGCAAAUGGUUAUCAUAAAACUCCCAUUGCUAUUAGACAACUUAAGAUCAAUCCUUGGUGCAUUAUUGGCGGCAUUGCGACGUCUGUCUGUUUACGCGAAGAAUUAAUUCUACCAUCCAAAGCGCAGCCAGGCGAUGUCUUGGUCCUUACAAAGCCCUUGGGAGGACAGAUGGCGAUGGAUGCUCACCUUUGGCAACUUAAUCAAAAUGAAAAGUACAAAUCCCUGCUCUCUGAAUUCUCGGACGAUGAUAUCAGGGAAACUUUUGAAAUCGCAGUAAAAUCAAUGACAUAUUUAAACAAAAAUGCCGCGCUUUUGAUGCACAAGUAUCAAGCGCAUUGUGCCACGGAUAUCACUGGUUUUGGUUUAUUGGGGCACGCCCAGAACCUCGCCCAAUUCCAAAAGCAAAAGGUUUUAUUCAAAAUUGAUAAGUUGCCAAUUAUCAAAAAUGUACUUAAAUUUAGCUUGUUAAUUGGUCAAAGUACAAAGUUGCGCUCUGGUAGAUCAGUAGAAACCUCUGGAGGGCUAUUAAUUUGCCUUGCUCCCGAUGCCGCAGACAAAUUUUGUCGGGAUUUCGAAGAAGUUACUAAGGGAGAGCAAAAAUCAUUUAAAAUUGGACACGUAGUAGCCUCGAUCGAGUCUGGUGCAGUUCUGUGUGAUGAAGUAAGUUUAAUUGAAGUCAACCUUUGAUGAAAUGGUGCAAAUUGAUUAUUCAACCUAUGACGAAUAUUUCAGAAAGGCUUUUUGGCUUGGAAAUAUUCCGAACUUUAUUACACAAAGUGUUUAAUAAAUUUGAUAAUUAAUUAACCUA